Saccharomyces paradoxus is the source of this 759-nucleotide messenger RNA. RefSeq names its product proteasome core particle subunit alpha 1 (gene SCL1). NCBI's taxonomy places the organism in Eukaryota, Fungi, Ascomycota, Saccharomycetes, Saccharomycetales, Saccharomycetaceae. Gene Ontology annotation, cellular component: cytosol; proteasome core complex, alpha-subunit complex; proteasome core complex. The coding region runs from base 1 to 759 and encodes 252 amino acids. Gene Ontology annotation, biological process: ubiquitin-dependent protein catabolic process. The record is from RefSeq and is a predicted model, not a curated record. The transcript has a single exon.
AUGUCCGGAGCUGCUGCUGCAUCUGCUGCUGGUUAUGACAGACAUAUCACUAUCUUUUCUCCCGAAGGUCGUUUAUAUCAAGUAGAAUAUGCCUUUAAAGCUACCAAUCAAACUAACAUAAACUCAUUAGCGGUCAGAGGCAAAGAUUGCACUGUGGUGAUAAGUCAGAAAAAGGUCCCUGACAAACUAUUAGAUCCAUCUACCGUUUCGUAUAUAUUUUGUAUUUCAAGAACGAUUGGUAUGGUGGUAAACGGACCAAUACCGGAUGCAAGAAAUGCGGCCUUAAGGGCCAAGGCUGAGGCUGCAGAAUUCCGUUAUAAAUAUGGUUACGAUAUGCCAUGUGAUGUAUUGGCUAAGAGAAUGGCUAAUCUUUCCCAAAUUUAUACUCAAAGAGCAUACAUGAGACCAUUAGGUGUUAUACUCACAUUUGUUUCCGUAGACGAAGAAUUAGGUCCCUCCAUUUACAAAACCGACCCCGCAGGUUAUUAUGUUGGUUAUAAAGCUACUGCAACAGGGCCAAAACAACAAGAGGUUACAACAAACUUGGAAAACCAUUUCAAAAAGAGUAAAAUUGACCAUAUUAAUGAAGAAUCGUGGGAGAAAGUGGUAGAAUUUGCAAUUACCCAUAUGAUUGAUGCAUUGGGUACUGAGUUCUCAAAGAAUGACUUAGAAGUCGGUGUCGCCAUUAAGGACAAGUUCUUCACCUUGAGUGCUGAGAAUAUUGAAGAAAGGCUAGUAGCAAUCGCUGAACAAGAUUAA